This is a messenger RNA of Paramisgurnus dabryanus, 759 nucleotides long. RefSeq names its product tRNA methyltransferase activator subunit 11-2 (gene trmt112). The record is from RefSeq and is a predicted model, not a curated record. Lineage: Eukaryota; Metazoa; Chordata; Actinopteri; Cypriniformes; Cobitidae. Gene Ontology annotation, molecular function: protein heterodimerization activity. Gene Ontology annotation, biological process: rRNA (guanine-N7)-methylation; peptidyl-glutamine methylation; tRNA methylation.
GCUUAUUUUCGCCGUUGCACUCAGUCAUCCCUUCAGACGCAUGUGGUUAUUAUGCGAAUGUUUUUGUAAGUUAAUUUAGUGCUUCUGUAAUUUAACACGUGUAAUCUGGUGCAGAAAUAUAUACACGCGUACUGUCAAAAUGAAGCUGUUAACACAUAACAUGUUAACGUCACACGUAAAAGGCGUAACUAAAGGAUACCCGCUUAUCAUUAAGGCUACAGAGGUGAAAGUGAAUGAAGUGGAGUUUAAUCCUCAAUUUGUUACCCGGAUGAUUCCAAAGCUGGAGUGGAGUGCCUUGAUCCAGGCAGCAGAAGGGGUGAGUUUGCAGCUUGGACAUUCGCAAGACCUCCCCAGCACGCUCAUACCAAACUAUGAAAACGAUGACGAUUUUUUGCGCAAAGUUCACAGAAUUCUGAUGGAGGUUGAGGUUAUAGAGGGAUGUUUACAGUGUCCUGAGUCUGGAAGAGAGUUCCCCAUCUCCAAAGGUGUUCCUAACAUGCUGCUCAAUGAAGAUGAGUGAAAGGUGAUGCUGAUACACUCUUCACCCUGUUAUCAAAUUCCUACAGCAUCCCAGACAAAAUGUCUAUACUGUGUACUGGACCUGAACGUUUGUUGGAUGCCAUUUUAUGUUAUUAAAAAGAUUACAAUAUUUGAUCACAAUCCACGAAUGUGUGGAUUCAACUAAUGUUUUUGUUUGUAUUAGUUUCUUAUCUGAAUUGCCAUUCUGUUGUGUACCUUAUUAAAUAUUAAAUACAUUUG